Molecule: messenger RNA, 1176 nt
Organism: Diaporthe amygdali
Lineage: Eukaryota; Fungi; Ascomycota; Sordariomycetes; Diaporthales; Diaporthaceae
Exons: 2
Coding region: 1-1176 (391 amino acids)
Source: RefSeq, a predicted model, not a curated record
AUGGCUUUGACCCCACGCCUCAAUCCUUUUGAGCGGCUCAUCUACCGCUUCUAUGAAGCUCUAUAUCUUCUAUGUCUCUUGGAAAACGUCCGUGGACCUCAUGUAGCCACCGUAUUCGAUCCCUCCAGCUUGGUUGCCAUACGAAGACGAUUUCUCAAGAAUCUCGCGUUCCUGUGUGAUAAUCUAAAAGGAGGCGACAGUACUGCGUCGAUCGCAGUCCAAGAUCUCCCUCAUUGUAACGUCUUUUGGAUCUCAUAUAAUCAAGGCCCGUCUGACGAGGCUCUUGGAUUUUUGAGCUCGGUGCUGGAGGAUGUCAAGUCGUUUAAAUUCCGUCGGGACGAUAGGGCAAAAGCUGAAGACGACCUGAUCAGAAAAACCCACAAUGCAAUCCAUGGUGGGGACAUAUCUACUGCAUUAUCUCGAGUCCGGCACAUCAUCGGGCGCCUGGCAGCAUACAUACGUUCGGUCAAGCAGCUUCUGGAUGAUGGGCCUCGUUUGGACGGACUACUAGACGUGUAUGAGGUCUCCGCUGUACCCGUCCCGCCCUCAGUGCCGCUGCUUCAGGCCGAUGCCCACACCAACCUGCGUGGCGUAUUGACGAGGAUCUUCCGGCUCGGGAACAAAGACGCUCGCUUCACAAGCUCGCUCAGCUACCUAUCUCACAUGAGUCAACAGACGAAACUUGAGGACAAACUGUUGAAAUUUCACAGCCCGGACCGAAAAGCACCCAGUGUGCAUGCAGAGAUCCAAAUGCUUCACCACUUCUACGACAACAAACUGGUAUUUGUGGGGAGGGAUCGCUACAUUGCUACCAGCAAGCCUGCUUGCAUGUGCUGCAAGCUCUAUUUUCGCCAUCACCCGGCAGCAUGCGUGGAGCCCGACUCCCACGAGAGGGUGUGGCCGAACUGGGGAGUGGUCCUCCAGCCUCUUGGCCAGGCAGCGCCGGGAUGGGCCGAGCAGCGCGAUGUUCUCAUCAGUGUCAACCAUGACAUUGGCAGAGAGGUUGUUCUGGUGAUUGAUCAACAGCAGGCCAUUGGAUUUGCCCAUCCCGACUCUUUGACUGGAAUUACUCAGUCGGUGGAUGAUGGCGCUUUCGACUCAGAGGAUGACCAGCGGGACGAGGAGAAUGAGGAUCUUGAGUCUGAGUACGAUUAUGAUGGCGGCGUCCAGAUUUGA